AUGAGAUGUUUUAUCCUGCAUAAUGUGGCUAAGCACCUUAAUGAUGAAGAUUUUGCUGUUUAUAUACCGGGAGAUGUCGAACAAGAAGAAAUCCAUAACCAACAUACUGCCGACUAUGCAGAUGGAGUAAUACGUCAGAGAGAAGGCUCCUUACUGGGUCCGGCUUUCAUUGUGGUAGCUUUCAGUACUGGUCCUGCACUUCCAGAUGCUUCUUCGGUGAUUGUUUCUUCUUCAGCACAGGCUGUUGGAGUGUAAUCAACGCUUUUUUGUGGGCAACCUGCCACAGCAGCACCUAAAAUUUAAAAUAUAUGCUAUUUAUAUUUAUUGACAUGUAUAUAUAUUAUACUCAAUCACAUCUUAUACCUACUGUAUGGAAAAACAAAAAAAUACAACUAACAUUGCAACCAAG
Acanthoscelides obtectus is the source of this 409-nucleotide messenger RNA. NCBI's taxonomy places the organism in Eukaryota, Metazoa, Arthropoda, Insecta, Coleoptera, Chrysomelidae. The record is from the annotation of a GenBank genome assembly.